CAAGUUGCAAAAUUUUAGACACUUGAUAAAUACCUGCUAAUCUAAAACAUAUGAACUAUCUCUCAUGUAUUGAAGUUCUAGCUUCUUUUUCCAUCUUCCAUUACCUGAAUAUUUUAUAUUUUACUAAUAUGCAGGGUGGACUUGUGUACUCAAAUAAAGUUGUUAUGGUGCAAUCUAUUUAUUCAAAAGAAAGGAUCAUUAAUAGUUUCAGUCACGGAUUAGAACCUACCUUAGCAAUUCACAAGGACAAGUUGCUUAUUUCUCCUUGUGGAUUUGAUAACUCCAUCUGGGAUCCUUCAAAGGACAAAUUUCUUCCAAAAAAUUAUAGUGCAGAUGACCUAAAGGGGAAAUCCAUUUGCAAAGUUGCAUUGCAGCAGCAGCUGGGGUUAUCCAAAAAUUCAUCUACUGUUCUUGUAGGAUGCAUCUCUACAGAAUCUUUGGAUUUUGAUCUGAAUAACCAGAAGGCUGUUUGGAAUGCUACACAAAAGAAUGUCCAGUUCAUCUUCAUGGGAAGCAAAGCGACAAACACAGAUGGAGCACUGGAAUAUCUUAAGAAAGAACUAAAGGUAGAGGGUACAAUCAUA
Messenger RNA from Populus euphratica (Euphrates poplar), 584 nucleotides. Its product is annotated as soluble starch synthase 1, chloroplastic/amyloplastic-like. The transcript is spliced from 4 exons. The annotation marks the transcript as partial. NCBI's taxonomy places the organism in Eukaryota, Viridiplantae, Streptophyta, Magnoliopsida, Malpighiales, Salicaceae. The record is from RefSeq and is a predicted model, not a curated record.